Messenger RNA from Pygocentrus nattereri (red-bellied piranha), 1748 nucleotides. RefSeq names its product deleted in malignant brain tumors 1 protein-like. The transcript is spliced from 7 exons. The annotation marks the transcript as partial. NCBI's taxonomy places the organism in Eukaryota, Metazoa, Chordata, Actinopteri, Characiformes, Serrasalmidae. Gene Ontology annotation, cellular component: membrane. The record is from RefSeq and is a predicted model, not a curated record.
UGUGGUCAGAGGAGCUUCAGUGUAGAGGCAACGAAUCUCAGAUUUACUUCUGUCCAACAUCAUCUUCACUCAAACACAACUGCUCCCAUGACAGUGAUGUGGGACUGGAGUGUGCUGGCAGUGUGAGGUUGCUUGAUGGUGGCAGUCGCUGUGCUGGGAGAGUGGAGGUUCUUCAUAGAGGACAGUGGGGAACAGUGUGUGGUGAUGACUGGGAUAUGACUGCUGCUGCAGUGGUGUGUAGAGAGCUGCGCUGUGGAGAAGCUGUAGCUGCGCUGAGUGAUGCUCACUUUGGACCAGGAUCAGGACCAAUCUGGAUGGAUGAUGUGUACUGUGCAGGAUCAGAAUCCACUUUGAAACACUGUACAUCACCAGGAUGGGGUAAACAUGACUGUGAUCAUUCUAAAGAUGCUGGAGUCAUCUGUUCAGGAGUCAGGCUGGUUGGUGGUUCUGACUGUUCUGGAAGAGUGGAGGUGCUUCAUGGAGAGACCUGGUCCACAGUGUGUGACGCUGACUUUGACCAGCAGGAUGCAGAGGUUGUGUGUCGAGAGCUGGGCUGUGGGCUUCCUGUGGAGGUGCUGGGAGCAGCUGCGUUUGGCAGAGGGGAGGGUCAGGUGUGGUCAGAGGAGCUUCAGUGUAGAGGCAAUGAAUCUCAGAUUUACUUCUGUCCAACAACAUCUUCACUCAAACACAACUGCUCCCAUGACAAUGAUGUGAGCCUUGUGUGUGCAGGUGGUGUGAGGUUGGUGGAUGGAGGCAGUCGCUGUACCGGGAGAGUUGAGGUUCUUAAUAGAGGACAGUGGGGAACAGUUUGUGAUGAUAACUGGGAUUUGAGUGAUGCUGCAGUUGUGUGUAGAGAGCUGGACUGUGGAGAGCCUGUAGAUGCACUGAGUGAUGCUUACUUUGGAUCAGGAUCAGGACCAAUCUGGAUGGAUGAUGUGGACUGUAGUGGAUCAGAGUCUACACUGAAGAAAUGUCAAUUAACAGGACUUGUCAAACACACCUGUAAUCAUACUAAAGAUGCUGGAGUCAUCUGCUCAGGUACUUUUACAUGUUCUUCUUUCUCUCCUAAUAUUUUAGAUGUCAGGCUUAUUAAUAGUUCUCGCUGCUCUGGGAGAGUGGAGGUGCUUCAUGGAGAGACCUGGUCCACAGUGUGUGAUGCUGACUUUGACCAGCAGGAUGCAGAGGUUGUUUGUCGAGAGCUGGGCUGUGGGCUUCCUGUGGAGGUGCUGGGAGCAGCUGCUUUUGGCAGAGGGGAGGGUCAGGUGUGGUCAGAGGAGCUCCAGUGUAGAGGCAAUGAAUCUCAGAUUCACUUCUGUCCAUCAUCUUCACUCAAACACAACUGCACCCAUGACAGUGAUGUGGGACUGGUGUGUGCUGGCAGUGUGAGGUUGGUGGAUGGUGGCAGUCGCUGUGCUGGGAGAGUGGAGGUUCUUCAUAGAGGACAGUGGGGAACAGUGUGUGGUCAUGGCUGGGAUAUGAGAGAUGCUGCAGUUGUGUGUAGAGAGCUGCGCUGUGGAGAGGCUGUAGAUGCACUGAGUAAAACUCCUUUUGGACCAGGAUCAGGACCAAUUUGGAUGGAUAAUGUGGACUGUAGUGGAUCAGAGUCUACACUGAAGAAUUGUGGAUCAAAAGGGUGGGGUAAACAUAACUGUGAUCACAGUUCAGAUUCUGGAGUCAUCUGCUCAGGAGUCAGGCUGGUUGGUGGUUCUCACUGCUCUGGGAGAGUGGAGGUGCUUCAUGGAGAGACC